Molecule: messenger RNA, 2070 nt
Organism: Capsicum annuum
Lineage: Eukaryota; Viridiplantae; Streptophyta; Magnoliopsida; Solanales; Solanaceae
Product: small RNA degrading nuclease 1
Exons: 12
Coding region: 126-1616 (496 amino acids)
Cellular component (GO): nucleus
Molecular function (GO): nucleic acid binding; exonuclease activity
Source: RefSeq, a predicted model, not a curated record
UAAUUUCAACUUUCGGCUCCUAAAACCCUAGCGAGUUGCUUCCCUUCUUACUGAAAAUUUCACCUUUUUUUUUUUUUUUUUUGCUGCAAAGAUUUCAACUUUAUUCAAUUUCACAGUAAUUCACAAUGGAAGCAAAACUUGAAUCAGCCAAGAAAGAGGUUCUUGCUGAAAUCGUCAAGUUGGCUCAAAAGCGGGAGAUGAAAGGAAAUAAAGGAGGGUGGAAAGAUUUUUUGAGAUCGUACGACAAGAAGUUUGGGGUUAGCUUGAGUGACCCAUCAAAGAGGUCCAUUGAUGUGCUAUUAGCGUUUUUAAAGACGUUUACCCCAGACGACUUAAAGUUUUUUGACAAGGUGUUUCAGUGUCAUUCCAACCGAGAUGCUGUCGAGAAACUCCAAAAAAGUAACCCAGAAAGUGAAUCCAUUGAACAGAGACUGGUUCGUUUAACUUUUGAGCACCCUCAAUAUCCGACAGAUUACUCAUUUCCUUCACAUGAGAAGGACUGGUUAGUCACCAGAAGGAGCAAAAAGCCUAAGCACAUUCAAUCAAAAGCCAUGGUUGCAAUUGAUUGUGAAAUGGUACUUUGCCAAGAUGGAACUGAAGCUUUAGUUAGAAUCUGUGCUGUGGACCGUAAUCUAGAGGUUAGACUCAAUGAAUUUGUGAAUCCAAACAAACCAAUUGCAGAUUAUCGAACUGAAAUCACUGGAAUAACUGCUGGAGAUUUAGAUGGAGUUUCUUGUUCAUUGGCUGAUGUACAGACGUCCAUGAAGAAGCUAUUAUCACAUGGAACCAUAUUAAUUGGCCAUAGUUUACACAAUGAUCUUCGUGCUUUGAAGAUAGAUCACGCCAAAGUGAUUGACACAUCAUAUGUCUUCAAAUAUCAGGAUCAGCCUUCUAAUAGAAGACCUUCUUUAAGUAACUUGUGUAAGUCUGUGUUAGGGUUUGAACUUCGAAAGACGGGCUCUCCACAUAAUUGUCUAGAUGAUGCAUGUACUGCAAUGAAACUUGUUCUUGCCAAGGUUGAAGGUGGAGUUGAUAAUAUCAUACCAUUGGUUCGUGAAGAGGUGCAAGAGACCGAGACGGCAAAGCUACUUGUCCACAGAAUACCAGCAGCUGUUCAUAGUCAAGAGUUGCACAAAGUUAUUCCUGGAGACUUUACUGUGGAAGUCAAGGCUAAUAAAAAAGGGCAAGCAGACAAGUAUACUGCCUUUGUCAAUUUCAAAAAUCAGCAUGAGGCAAAUGAGGCAUUUGAUAAUCUUGAAGGCAACCAAGAAAAGGAUACCGGUGGACGACCACAGAAGCUCAUUUCAUUUCACCUUGAUUCCGGUAUAUCAGGGUCUUUUUAUGUUCGUAAGAUGGAAGUCAAUAAUUAUUCUAAAGAUACAGAGCUUGCCCCAAAGAAGAGGUCAUUUGAAGAUGAAGAGGCCGUGGAAGGAUCAAAGAAGCCGAGGAUAGAAGACCAAUCUACAGAGCUCAAGGAGGCCGGUGCAGGUUGUAAUCAGUGUGAAACUCAGUCGAAGGAGAUUGAGAGACUAAAGAAAGAACUAAGCCACAGAGACGAAGAAAUCUCCAACUUGAACAAACUCAUUGUUAACCUUGUGAGGAAGCAAGGAUUGUAACUCGUUCAAUACAUUUAUGGGCAACACCCCCAAUCGAAAACAGAUAGUCAUUUCCACACCAGAGGACUAUGCUUUACCUUUGUGAAGGACAAAGAUCUGCUAUUGUUUAAUAACUUUUGUUAGGCUGUUUCGUUUAGGACUGCCACAAGAGAAGGGUUAGGGUUAAGAAGAAUUUCCUCGUUGUCCAUGGAGGUUGUCUUUGGAGCUCUACGUACGGCAUUGAAUAGGAUAACAGCAAUUGCAGCCAAGAGUCAUACAAGACGGACUGGUGUUGGAAGUUCUUUUUUUUUUUCACUAGUUUGAUUUUUUCCUCCUGAAUUGCAGGCAAGAGCAAGAUCUCAAUUGUAACAGUGUUUUCACCUUGAUUUCUUCUCUGCUUGAGAUUAUCAGAUAUUUGUUAUUUUUGUACUGUUUCUUAAUUGAACAAAAAUGCCAAAUUACAUUUGUUUAAUUA